Dendrobium catenatum is the source of this 1791-nucleotide messenger RNA. Its product is annotated as rust resistance kinase Lr10-like. Gene Ontology annotation, biological process: protein phosphorylation. Bases 538 to 1776 code for a protein of 412 amino acids. NCBI's taxonomy places the organism in Eukaryota, Viridiplantae, Streptophyta, Magnoliopsida, Asparagales, Orchidaceae. The record is from RefSeq and is a predicted model, not a curated record. The transcript is spliced from 3 exons. Gene Ontology annotation, molecular function: ATP binding; protein kinase activity.
UUUUUUAGGUUUUAUUUGGGAUGUCUUUCUUACUGCUUCUUAAAGCAGCUUUUUAGUACAAUAAUUAAAUUUUUUUCUACUAAAAAGUUGCUUGAAGAGCUUAAAGAAAGCCGUCCCAAUCAAGGAAAAUUAUUAGGUCCGGUCACCGGACCUAUCUCUGCAUUCGGACACCAAUAGAAUGUUGACAGUUGACAGUUGGAACUUCCACGUGGAAUUUUUUUUGUUGUAUUAUUCUUCUUUUAUGUCUUAUCAGCCCGAGCGACCCACCCUGCCUGAAAACACGAUUUAUUUGAAAUUAUGAAUACCAAAAGGCGGGAAGAAAGCUUCGACCAUACUUGCCACACUCUCUAACAUCAGUUCUCAGCAGUUCUUUAAAUACUUCGGCAUUUUCAUUCUCCAGGAGCUCGUCGAUGGCAGGCGAAGUUGGGAAAAAUCUGUAGUAAAGCUUCUGAUCUUUGAACAUAUUCCAGCAUGUUUCAUGACAAUUUUGAAUCCAGCUAGUUUCUAUCGUUGAUUCCAGCAGUUUUUAAGGCUGAGAUGCACUUUCCAGCCUGCAUUGAAGAUUAUACUGGGUUUAACAGCCAUUUCCAGCUGAUUUUCCGCCUGUCAAUAGUUGUUAUAGUUAUAAUAGAGAUUGUUCAUCUUGUGAUAGUGUUGCUGAUAAUAGGAAGACUGGUUUUUGCUCCAUUAGCUCUCUGGACCUUCCUUGCUCAUAAAUUCUGGACAAUCUUGUCAUCAGACGAUGCUGUGGAGAAGUUUCUGCAAGCCCAGCAAAGCCUCUCGCCAACAAGAUAUGCAUAUACAGACAUUAUUGCCCUCACAAGACACUUCAAAGAACAAUUGGGAAGAGGAGGAUUCGGCUCAGUUUACAAAGGCGAGCUCCCUGGUUCCCAUUUUGUAGCUGUUAAGUUACUCUCUGCGUAUUCCAAGUGCCAUGGAGAUGACUUCAUCAGUGAAGUCUCCACAAUUGGAAGAAUUCACCACCUGAACGUCAUUCGGCUUGUCGGAUUCUGCUCAGAAGGUUCAAAAGCAGCACUUGUCUAUGAGUACAUGCCUAACAAAUCACUUGACAAAUACAUCUUCUCCUCAAAUAGAUGCUUUUCAUGGCAGAAACUUAACACCAUAGCUCUUGGUGUGGCUAGAGGUGUUGAUUACCUUCACCGCGGCUGCGACAUGACCAUUCUGCAUUUCGACAUCAAGCCUCAGAACAUUCUCUUAGAUCAAACCUUCGUCCCCAAGGUCUCAGAUUUCGGGCUUGCAAAGCUAUACCCAAAGGAGUAUAAUGUAGUCUCCGUCAGUGCUGCAAGAGGAACAAUUGGAUACAUUGCUCCAGAGCUCGUGUCAAGGAACUUUGGAAUCAUAUCUCAUAAAUCAGAUGUGUAUAGCUUUGGAAUGUUAUUGAUUGAGAUGGCGUCGGGUCGAAGGAAUGUUGACACCAAUGCUGAUAGUUCAAGUCAGAACUAUUAUCCUUCUUUGAUAUAUGAUAAGCUGAGUUAUAAAGCUAAGGAAGAGAUCAAAUUUGAGAGUUUGGAGAUGAAUGAAGUGGAGAAGAAGCUGUACUUAGUUGGGCUUUGGUGCAUUCAAAUAAGGCCAUCUGAUCGACCUUCUAUGAAUCAAGUUGUGCAGAUGAUAGAAGGAGAUGCAGACCACUUGGAAUUACCACCAAAGCCUUUCUUCUCUUGGUCAUCUUCAAUCUCUAGAACUUUGCAUUCUGAUAGCACUGCUACUACACAACUGUCAGUUAUUGGGAAGAUGAUAGCAGCUGAAUUACAUUAAUAUAUUAACAUAAAA